Aaosphaeria arxii CBS 175.79 is the source of this 2706-nucleotide messenger RNA. RefSeq names its product ABC transporter ATP-binding protein uup-1. Bases 407 to 2635 code for a protein of 742 amino acids. Gene Ontology annotation, molecular function: ATP hydrolysis activity; ATP binding. The record is from RefSeq and is a predicted model, not a curated record. The transcript has 4 exons. NCBI's taxonomy places the organism in Eukaryota, Fungi, Ascomycota, Dothideomycetes, Pleosporales.
AAGCCACAUCUUGAGGCCGUGAUAAACGGGCGGUGCAAAUCAUCUACCUUGUCUCCAGGCAGUGCCUGAGAGAAAUACGACCAAUCACAUAUCCAAGCAGCCCGAACAUUUUCAUGCUUUCUGAAUACUUUAAUUUCCUUGUAAGAUGCUCUAAUGGUGAAGGUCAAAUAUGAAUUAUAGUCAAAGUCACGUGGAUGUCGUCAACGCUGCUCUUUCCCCACUCGAACUGUAUCGGAAGUGACGCAAAAUGAGUCACUUUGCGCUAGGCCGCAUUUGUAGCUCGAGGAGUAAGUGCAUUGGUUAUAUCAACUUGGAGGCGAACGUUUCGGAUUGCGCAACUUGAAUACUCCAAAUCGACUUCGAAAAGGUGAACUUUGGAAUCCUGCGAAGAAUCUUAACAACCGCAAUGGUACGCAGAGAGAAAGAGAGCGCCGUGCCUGUGGAGGAGCAGUUUGGCGGAGGACAUAUAACAGUUACCGCGCAGCAAUCCAGAUAUGCGCUUGAUGCUAUCGAUGCACCUGCAUCAAAAGAGAUACUUAUCAAGGAUCUCUCCAUUAGUGUGAAGAAUAGAGAGCUGUUGUCACAUGCACAUCUUCAUCUUGUGGAGAGCAGGCAUUACGUUCUUGUUGGAAGAAAUGGAACCGGAAAGUCGACAUUGCUCAAAGCGAUCGGUGACGGACUGGUGCCCGGAAUACCAUGGAGUACUAGAAUUCUACUUCUCGGUCAAACACGCAAUUCCCUUGCAGAAGAUCUAGACGGAUUGAAGAUUGAAGAUGAGACGGUUUUGCAACAUGUGGUGCGAAGUGACCGUAUGAGGGAACAGUAUACGCGAGAGGCUAGGAUACUCUCUGAGGCGAUCGACCACCCCAAUCCCAUAGCCCCAGUCAAGGCCUAUCGGCGACUUCACCACGAACGAUCACAGCUGCAGCUCAAAGAGGCCCAUCGCCUUGCAGAGAGAAGGAGUGGCGCCCGAGGCAAAACGGCGAGGAAGGAGUUGAUCAAAUUUGAGGAGCGUGUGGCAGAGUCCCAGGCAAAGCUUGAGCAAGCGGAAAGUGACAUCGAUCCCAGUGUUAUAAGUGCAGAUACCCAAGCUGCAGCAGACAUGCUCACCAAUGUUCAAUCCUCCCUUGAGCUCAUGGAUGCUUCUGGAGCGGAGGCCAAAGCCAGGACUGUUCUCAUAGGACUUGGUUUCAAAGACGACAAGAUCGACAGGCCAAUGUCGGAACUGUCAGGUGGGUGGAAGACGAGGUGCGAUUUGGCCUGCGCUCUUUGUCAGUACGCAGAUGUUCUUCUCCUGGAUGAACCAACCAACUUCUUGGAUCUACCGUCCAUCAUUUGGUUGCAAAACUACAUCCAAGGUCUCCAACAAACCACAGUUUUAAUCACCACUCACGACCGUGCCUUUGGUGAUGCAACUGCAGAAGAGUUACUGGUACUUCGGAAUCAAACGUUGGAAAAAUUUCGAGGGAACUUGAGCCUGUACGAGAGUGAACGACAUAAGAAAGCUCGAUAUCUGACGAAGAUGAAGGCGGCACAAGACAAGCAAAAGAAGCAUAUGGAGAAGUCCGUGCAGAACAACCUCAAAGCUGCGCGAGAGAAGGGAGAUGAUAAAAAGCUUAAGCAAGCGGCUUCCCGAAAGAAGAAACUGGACGAGCGAAUGGGCAUAGAGGUCGGUCUCAAGGGGGGGAGGUUCAAGCUCAACCGGGAUCUAGGAGGCUACCACCUCACCAAUCGAGCAGAGAUCGAAAUACCAGACUUUGAUCCACCAGUAAAGAUUGGAUUCCCCAAGCAGCCGCCAGACCUUCGUUUCCCAGGUGCGAUCGUGUCACUUGAAAAGGUAUCCUUCUCUUAUCCGGCACGAAAACGAGUGCCAAUACUGAAUGACAUUGAUUUGACCAUCCAUCCGGGCUCACGAGUCGGCCUGGCUGGUCUCAACGGGUCUGGAAAGACGACCCUGGUGUCUUUGAUCAUGGGGAGCGGGGACGAUUCUCCAGGUGGCCUUGUGCCUACGAAAGGUACCAUUAGUCGACAUGCGCGGGCCAGAUUCGGUCGAUUCUCCCAACAAUCAGUUGAAGAGAUCUCGGAAAUUGCUUCUCGAAAUCCAAAAAUUUCGGCACUCGCCCAUCUCAUGGAGUUCUGUGGAAGUGAAAUGAUCGAAAAAGACGCGCGGGCACUGUUAGGACAACUGGGUCUUUCAGGUCAAGUAGUAAGUGAUGUCCCUCUUGGACUACUUUCAGGUGGCCAAAAGGUUAGAGUUGCGUUGGCGAAGCUUCUCUGGCCGCCGCCACAGUUGCUCAUACUAGAUGAGGUCACGACGCAUCUAGACGCCGAUACCAUUCUUGGUCUCAUUAACGCCCUGCGAGAGUAUGACGGCGCAGUGUUAGUCGUUACCCACGAUCGAUUCUUUAUGAGAACUGUGGUCGAGGGAGAUAGCCCAUAUAAGCUAGCGUCAGGGGCCGAGGAUGAGGAUCCAGAAGAGGAUGAGACGGAUGAAGAUGAGGCAGGGGUCACUGCAGGGACUGUCUAUCGAUUGGUAAAAGGCCAAUUGAAGAAGCUCGACGGCGGGAUGGAGCAGUACGAGGAGAUUGCAUCGCGUACGGCCGCGAAGCUGGGAAAGGGAAGUGUAAAGGCUUGAGUCGAGGACUCGAGUCCCUUUGACUACUACUUAUAGUAGGUAGAUGUAGCGAGAUCUCGGAGCUAUACAAG